AUGGAGACCCUCUGGAUAUUACCGCUGAUGCUCAUCCCGGUGCUCCUAUUCACUAGCAGCACCUUUGUAUUUUAUUUCAAGAAAUGCUUCUACGUGGCCUGGAUGAUGAUUCUGGCGAUGAUCGCCAUCCCGAUCUGCAUACUGAAGAGCGGCGGCAGGGACGUGGAGAACAUGCGAAUUAUCCGCUUCCUGGUUUGGCAUGUAAAAUACCUCCUGGGUCUACGUUUCGAUGUGAGUGGCUUGCAGAAUCUGCCGACGGAGGGCCCGUACGUGAUCAUCUCCAAUCACCAGAGCUCCCUGGAUGUCUUGGGCUUGAUGGAGAUCCUCCCAGACCGCUGCACCUCGAUCGCCAAGAAAGAGCUUGUGUACGCUGGCACUGUGGGCAUCGUGUGUUGGCUCGGGGGCAUCAUUUUCAUCAACCGCAAGAAGACUGAUACCGCCAAGAGCAUUAUGGCCGGUGCCGCCCGAACCAUGCUGGACAAGCAGAUCCGGCUGUGGGUCUUCCCCGAAGGAACACGGAACCAGAAGGGUGACCUGCUGCCCUUCAAGAAGGGCGCGUUCCACCUGGCAGUGCAGGGGCAGGUUCCCAUCAUCCCAGUUGUCUUCUCCUCCUACAGUAACUUCUACUUGCGCAAAGAAAAGCAGUUUCGAUCUGGAACGAUAAACCUGAAGAUCCUCCCAAAGAUCGAGACCAAGGGCAUGACCACGGAUGACAUUUCCGCUCUUUCGGACAAAUCCUACAAGAUCAUGCGCUCCGCGUUCAUGGAGAUCUCCGACAAGGCUGCUCACAGCAACGGAGCCUCUAGCCAUUAGGCGGGCCCUGGCUGGCGGCCGGCCCCACCUGCCCGCCCAUCCACAUGAUCCACAUGGUGACGGUGGUAGCAGCUUUACACAGCAUGCUUGUUUCAUUGGUCUUUAAGCUGUGGGCGUGGCGGGUUGGGGGAAGGCCAGCAUGCUCCCUUACAGGUUUCUCUGGUGGCUUCGGGCCACCUCUAGAGAACAUUAGAUGGGGAGGAGGAGUUGGAGCCUGUCUCAGGCUUUUGGGUGGAGUGUCAGUUAAACGCCUGACCUCAGCCUCUACUAACGCAACUGGUUAGUACUUUUGACACACGGUGUGGGUUUCAGCUGCUCAUUCCCAGCUGGGCCUGGGUGAGUCCCGUGGACUUUGUACUGUAGUCCUGAUGGCAGAGCCUGUUAUAGAAGCACAUUCAUCGUGCCCGCCUUCCGAUGGCUUGCUGUUUGGUGAUUUUUUUUUUUUUUGCCUUCUCUCUCCUAUUUGUAACUUUCUCUUACUCCAAAUCCCCUUUGUCUGGUUUGAUGUUUAUGUAUAAGUGUGUAUUCGUCAAGUGGAAAUUUGUGGGUUUUUUUUUUUUUUGCCUUUCUGUUCAGUUACCUAUUUUACCCCUUCAUUUUAUCCUCCUCUCUUGUCUUCCCAACUUCCAUUCCCAGUUGCCUAACAGCUCACACAAUGAUUAUUGUUAUGUAAAAGGGUUAUAAUUUUAUUCCAGUGUUGUGGUACGUCUUUUCACCCCCCGUCCGCCAUUCUGACGUGCUUCCCUACUCUACGUCACUCGCUUGUAUAAUCAAAGGCGUGUAUCCCACCCUGUGUAACUCGGCGUGCUCUCCUAAUAAGUCUGUGCCCUGGAGAGUUGUGUAAAACUCAGUCACGCUACAAAUAUUCACAGCAUCCAAUGUAUAUGUUAUUCUAAGGUGUAAGACCAUUGUCCAGGUUUUUAAUGUCCAGGACAUUCCAUCAGGAAAACAGAAAGAGUUUUGCUAGAUUUGCAUAAAUAAACUGAUCUUUUCACAGUCAGGAAUUUCCCUAUGGCAAGGGGGGGGGAAAAAUUUGCCAAAAAAUCAUAUAGAAAAUCCUCAGUAUUAGGUUGGGGGUUCUUAGCGGUGCACAGGACUGGUGUCCGUUCUGUUUCCUGCAUGCAUGGUCAGCAGUGUGGCAUGCGCACAAUGAUGAUGUCACAGAGAAACAAUGAUGAUGUCACAGAGAAACAAUGCAAGUGACACUUUACAAGCUCCACACACAGUCUGGAUUCCUGGCUGCUAUAUGAGGGCUUCACAUCGUACGCUGAGAAACCAGUGAAAUUAUUACCAGUGACUGAGAAACCAGCACUGCUCACUGAGGCAUGUUAACGAUUCUUUAGUACUUAUGACUCUUAAUCUUAUCACACUUUGAAAAAAUGUGUUGAAACCUGCGUAAGAAAUUAUUACUCUAUGUAUAGAUAAGCACAAUAGUCACCUAGAAAUGGUUAUGUGAAGCACUACUGUUCAUUUAAGGACAUUUGUUUAUCCUGCAAGAGAGAACAAAUAUAUAUAAAGCUCAUCAGCGUAUAUGUGAUGUCCUUAUAAGCAGGGAUGCUUUCAGCUCCAGUCUUCUAGCCUGAAACUGCAUUAAUAUGAGAGACAUGGUGACAUCUGGCAGUUUGAAUAUACAGUGUAAAGAUUCUUUUUUUUUCUCCUUCGUUAAAGCUUUGCAAAUGAACUUGACAGCUACUAACCCGUUUACAGUGGAAGUUACUAGGGGUUGUGUGUUGUGCUACUGACAGAACCCUGCUGGAUAAUCCUCAAAUUACACUUGGCUUGAAUCCAUUCUGUUGCCUGUUCUGUGGUGAUAUAUUGAUUUAUGUAUUAGUGUUAAAUUGUCUUUUAGAUAUAAAGAGGUAAAAAUAAUUUGUACAGGUGUCAUAUUUAAUUAAAAGUCAAUAUGUAUUUUUUUUUUGUUUAA
Paramormyrops kingsleyae is the source of this 2737-nucleotide messenger RNA. Its product is annotated as 1-acyl-sn-glycerol-3-phosphate acyltransferase alpha-like. Gene Ontology annotation, biological process: phosphatidic acid biosynthetic process. Gene Ontology annotation, cellular component: membrane; endoplasmic reticulum. The record is from RefSeq and is a predicted model, not a curated record. Lineage: Eukaryota; Metazoa; Chordata; Actinopteri; Osteoglossiformes; Mormyridae. Gene Ontology annotation, molecular function: 1-acylglycerol-3-phosphate O-acyltransferase activity.